AUGGGCUCUCAGUUCCAACUUCAUAGAGCCGCAGUGCUUCAUCGGGCCAUGUCGGCUUCACUCGGUGAGAAAGUCGCUUUUCCAGGAAACCAAAAAUACAGUUCUUCCAUUUCUUCGUAUCAUAGCCAACAAGAAUCUCAUCUCGAACCUUUAUGUAUCGUUAUACCAACCACAAGCGAAGAUGUCUCUGUCGCAGUUCGCUCACUAUCCUCUAUAGCGGAGUCACUUGGUGAUUAUGAGCAGAGUAGUUGUCAAUUCGCCAUCCGAUCUGGUGGACACACAGGUAAUGCUGGAGCGGCAAAUAUUGCUGGUGGAGUAACAAUAGACUUACAUUCUCUUAACACUAUUGAGGUGAGUGAGGACAAGUCUACAGUUUCUGUGGGGGUAGGUACUCUUUGGGGUGACGUCUAUUCAGCGUUAGAUCCUCUUGGUAUAUCGGUAGCUGGCAGCCGUGUAGCACAAGUCGGCGUUGGUGGAUUAACUUUAGGUGGCGGAAUCUCAUACUUUUCGCCGCGAUACGGUUGGACAUGCGAUACGGUAUCGAAUUUUGAAGUUGUGCUGGCUAAUGGGUCUAUCGUAAACGCUAAUGCUGACGAGAACCCCGGUCUUCUGUUUGCUCUCAGGGGUGGUUCAAAUAACUUUGGCAUUGUCACUCGGAUCGACUUUCAAACUUUCGAACAAGGCCCUAUAUGGGCAGGAGGAGUUCUUUCUUCUAGUGACACCAUAGAUGAGCAGCUUAAAGCGUUUUCUGAUUUAAAUUCGGCGGAAUACUAUGAUGAAUAUGCGUCAUUAAUUACGAAUCUUGGUUACGCCGGCGGGCCCAAAACUUUCAUUUUAACCAACAUCGAAUACACGAAAGCCGAAGAGCAUCCUCCAGUUUUCGAACCAUUUAUGAAAAUAUCUGCGAUAGAUGAGAAAGUGCGCAUUUCUAGUAUGGCAGAAAUGGCGGUAGAACAGGGCUCGUAUUCGAAAAAUGGACGGCGUCAAUUAUUCGUCACGAUAACCCAUAAGUCCACCGUCCCAAUGCUCAACGCAGUUUACUCAAAGUGGGACAAAAGUAUAGAGACCAUCAAAGGCGUUCGUGGCAUUGUUUGGGCCAUUUCGCUAGAACCGUUACCGCCGGCCAUCUACGCCCGAUCCGCUACGUCUAAUAUUUUCGGACUUUCAGACCGGUCAGAUGCACUGGUCAUAACCCUGUUAACUGUGUUUUGGAGAAACGAGGCGGACGAUUCGAAGGUUGAGAUGGCAGCACGCAAAUUAUUUAAAGAGAUUGAAGACGAUGCGAAAAGGUUAGGCGCAUAUGAUCCCUUCAUUUACCCAAAUUACGCAGCGCCGUGGCAGGAUCCUAUUGCUAGUUACGGGGAUGAAAGCUUGCGGAAAUUACAAAGAGUGAGGAAGGAUGUAGAUCCGAAAGGGGUUUUCUCGCGUCAGGUUCCUGGUGGUUUCAAAAUUCCGUUCUAG
Messenger RNA from Daldinia childiae, 1461 nucleotides. RefSeq names its product Bifunctional solanapyrone synthase. The record is from RefSeq and is a predicted model, not a curated record. NCBI's taxonomy places the organism in Eukaryota, Fungi, Ascomycota, Sordariomycetes, Xylariales, Hypoxylaceae. The transcript has 3 exons. The coding region runs from base 1 to 1461 and encodes 486 amino acids. Gene Ontology annotation, molecular function: FAD binding.